AGGUGGAUCCCUGUCGUAUCUAUGUCACUGGACUAUCUUUGGGAGCAAGUGGCUCUUGGCAUUUGGCACUUCGCUAUGGCCCCUUGAGAAUGUGAUGAAUAAGAACGCAAAAGGUACAAAGAAGGGAGCUACCAAAACCCAACAUAGAUUGAACUCGUGGUCCUUUCUUACUUAUGUUUCCGUCGCAUGCUAUCGCCCUUGGUCUCAUAAAUCUAGCUGUUGAUUGUUAACGAAAAAGUUUGUAGAAGAAACGCGUUGUCCUAUGGAAAUCAUGAAACCCAUUGUCACACUGGGUUCAAACUCACGUCAACAUACUCAUUGCAGUAGAAAACUUGAGGGCAGAUGCUUGUUCCACCACUUUCAUCAGAAGUCUUUGAAGGCCAAUACCUUGCGGGUCUGGCGCCUGUCUCCGGCGUUUGUCACUGGCCACAUGGUGCGUGGCCAAAGGGAGGAGGUAACCCAUUGCCUGAAGUGCUGGAAAGAUUGGCAAACUUGCCUGUGCGUGCCUAUCAGAUUGACGUGGACCGUUAUGCCGGCUCGCCUGUGAAAGAUUUUGAAUGGCUUUGCUGGGGACUCAAGGAAGAGCAAGAGGAUUUGAACCUGUGCGGGAUGGAGGUAGAUCGUCGAGUGGAUGUCGCUGUCCGGCGAUGGUCCCGAGACGAUGGACAACCUUGGGAGCUUUGGCAAGCAAAAGGCCCGUUGAAGGAUUGGAAAUAUUAUGAUGGGUGGGAUGGUGACAAGCAUUGCUUGUGGAAUCGAGUCUACCCUUUUCCUGAAUGGGGAAUGGCUGCCUUCUUCAAGGCACACCAAGUACCAAAAGACAAGUGCUGGAAUGUCGAGGUGGCCAGCGACUUGUCCACCAUGAUGGCCAAGCAGAAGGCUGAGGAGGCAGCUUGGAACACGCAGCAGGAGGCAAAAAGAGCCAAGGAGGAGAUGGAAGCUGCCCAGGAAGCGGUCCCCAUGGAAGUAGACCAAGGCCAACUCGAGACGCUGGGCAAGAUGAGCACUGGUGAUAUGGAGGUGAUGCAGGAGCAAAAGCGCUUGCGGCAAGAUGAAGAGCUUGAAGGUGCACACGCUGUAGCAGCCUAGUUAAUGUCGAAGCCCAAAUGGGCCAUUGGAGACGCUCGUCGAUCAAUGCAUCCAGUCCCAGAAAAGAUUGUCACGACUCACUAAGUGCGGGACGUUGGGUGUGUUUGUUCUUGAGCUGCCGGAAUCGAAUGAAGGAGCCAACAGAAUAGAGCAUUUUGAGAGUUGUGUUCAUGAACAUUUCCUAUAUCAGUGACUGGGCAGAAAACAUGUUUUCCAGCUAGCUUGCAGUAGACGUUUUGUUGCUUCUUUCUCACACAUUAUCCAGUUGGGGCUUUUCAGCAUCCUGACUACAAACGGCUGCUGGUGUGAACACAGUGGAUAGAAUGCUUGCUCCGAUGUUUGCAAGGUUCACCAAUUCAAUGCCCAUUAUUUGGCAUUGUAGAUAGCAGAUUCAAAUUGACAAGGCUGCGGCCACGGUCAAUCUGGGUCUUUUGCCCUGUCAUGAACAAUGACUGUCGCUGCGGCAUUUUCCAUGUCCAACUGACCUGCCUCGGGCCGCGAGCCUGAUGGACGUGAAGCAGUUGAACGCAAAACAGAAGUUCUUUGACACAAAUUCAAGACACUCACAGUCUC
Durusdinium trenchii is the source of this 1662-nucleotide messenger RNA. Lineage: Eukaryota; Dinophyceae; Suessiales; Symbiodiniaceae. The record is from the annotation of a GenBank genome assembly.